GGCUCUCAGCUCAGCACAUUCAGUCGACCACCAGAGUCUGAGUCGGUCGGUCGUGCGUAAAUUUCGUUCGUAUUAAACAAAAUCAUUGUUUCAAAUUAUCCCGCGCUCGAAUACAAAUAAAUCAAAGUUGAUUUUCAGUUAUCACAGUGAUUCUUUUUAUCUUUGACAUUUCAUUCCAAUAAUAUUUACCGAGUGAAUUCAAUCGCAUCGGGAGUAUCUAUCAUCUAUACACGCCUGUUGACUUUUCAACUCGAAAGAAUAUAAUAAGCGCAGAUAAGAUAAGAAAAUGUGGAGUCGUGACGGAUUGAAAAGCGGAACGUCAUCGGCCAUGAUGUACCGCUCCACUCCGCACCUGUUUGUCUACCAGCCGUGCGAGGAUGACGACGAUGCGGCCGUGACGACGACGCCGACGGCGAUGAUGCACCACGACGAGCUGCUGCUGACGGACGCUGGCGAAGACACGGAGCCCUCCGAUUCCGGUUACGCCGCCUCCUCUUCCGGCUCGGGAUCGGCUACUACGCCCGAGGCUAUUUACUACUCCGCCAUGGAACUGACGUCGUCGUCGCAUCGCACCAAGGAGAAGGACGCCAUCCGCCGUUUGAGUUUCAUCAAAUACGCCGCUGGCGGCGGUAGCGCUGCCGACGUCUACAGCAGCGGAAGUAGCGGCGGCGGUAGUGACGGCUCGUCCGUCGACGAGGAUCCGCUCAUCCAUCCGGUCAUCCAUCAGCAUCAAAGCAAACAGCAACACCACCACCAGCUGACCGAGCUGGAACUGCUGAGGGUCGAAACUUUCUUCAGAGGCAAUCAGACGCAGAUUUUUGUCGGCAAAUCGCUGGCCAAUUUGUAUUUGAGACAGGCCAAGAGUCUUGUGGGUUUGAAUCGCUGCUCCAGCCAGCCGGACGUUUGCGUCCGCACUCUGCAGAGGCAGACGGACAGACUGACGGACUGGCAGUUGAAAUUCACCGGCAUUCCGGUGGUGCUGCUGGACCUGGGCGGGACGAAAUCGCGCCGCCAGCGACGGAUCCAGCUGAUUUUGGCCGAACGCGGAACCGGAUUCACUUUGUGGUCGGACACGAUCGACAAUUUGAGCAACUACGAGGCGGCCGGACCGACGUUCCACACGAUGAGGACGUCGACCGACCACCGGCAAAUCGCCGGCCUGAGCUUCGACGCCGCCGACGCCGCCCAGCAGUUCUUCCGGCACAUCGAGACGCUGACGUCCGAUCCGGCCAACAUCCGUCUGUCGACGCCCAAAAGGGCCUCGAGGACUUCGAGUUUGUUGCGAUUCUGGAUGACGGGCAAGUCCAGCGGUGGUGGCCACAAGAUUAAAACGCCGGCCAAGAUUCCACCGCCACGCAAGUGCGACAUUUCCCAGCCUUGCUUCUUCCAGCACGUGACCAGCGUCGACUCGACGGAUCGUGGAAAAUUCUUUUCCCUUCAGGCCUUUGUGCCCAGCAAUCAAUGACAAGUUUGGAUUUAUUUCGUUUUGGUUAUUUUUUUUCGGAUCUCAUGUGAUAGCCACUUUUCAUUUUGAUAUGCAAAUUAUUAUUUUUUGUCUCUUUCUGUUACACGUGUGAUGGGCAUCUAACAUCUGCAAAGGCUCACCAUAUUUUGACAGUUUUGGCUGCGAACAACUUGGAACGUUUUGUUUGCCACUUGUUUGUACCAAAAGGAUUUUUGUUUGGGCAGGUUAUAUGCCCUGCGUUGUAUCAUUGUGCCUUAUUUACAUCUAAAUAUUAUGUGUGUGUGUCUUGUUGAAAUUGUUAGUCGCUUGCUGUCAUAUGUCAAAUCAGAAAUAAUUGUCCAGUCAGCCAAUUCAUUAUAUUCUAUCUGCUCGUUCAUCCCUGCAACUUCAUUAGAGCUCAAACUGAUUGCAAUUGGCUGGGCUACACAACGAAUUAAAAGCAAUCUAAAAGACAAAUGUGGUGUGUGCUUCUAUUAUACUAAUAGUUCAUAUUCUUUUUCGUAUUGGCUCAUCUUCUCAUCAUGUGUACUAAUAACCAGCUUUCCUUCACAUGUCAUAUAAAUUAACUCGAUAUCAUUUUUGUAUCUAAGUCAUAUAAGAUUGAGACUGGUUUUGCCUCCCCUUCAUACUUUGUGUAUACGCGUCUAUAUACGCAUUCGUGAAUGUCAAUAGUUAUUAUUGUAAUAACAAUAAAAAUAUAUUACACUUAA
Daphnia pulicaria is the source of this 2175-nucleotide messenger RNA. RefSeq lists its product as uncharacterized. Gene Ontology annotation, biological process: regulation of transcription by RNA polymerase II. Gene Ontology annotation, cellular component: nucleus. Lineage: Eukaryota; Metazoa; Arthropoda; Branchiopoda; Diplostraca; Daphniidae. Gene Ontology annotation, molecular function: RNA polymerase II cis-regulatory region sequence-specific DNA binding; DNA-binding transcription factor activity, RNA polymerase II-specific. The transcript has 3 exons. The record is from RefSeq and is a predicted model, not a curated record. The coding region runs from base 287 to 1465 and encodes 392 amino acids.